GCUUUUUGCACCACCAUUUACCUGGGCACACUGUGCAUCGCAUCACAACAAAAAACGCGCGAAGGUUCAGGCAGAAAACGCAAAACAUCGCGGCGAUAACAUCCUCGCCAGCAACGACCGCAUCCUUCGCAUCACAGUAAACACUCGGAACACAAGCGCGCAAACAUGCUCUUCGAGGAUCAACAUAUGUCCGUGGACAACACGCCGCAGAAGGGCUCCGGCAGCCUGAAUUCCUCUGCAUCCUCCAUCUCGAUCGAUGUGAAGCCCUCGAUGCAGAGCUGGGCCCAGGAGGUUCGCGCGGAGUUUGGCCAUAGCGACGAGGCAUCCAGUUCCCUAAAUAGCAGCGCUGCCAGCUGCGCUUCCUUGGUGAAGAAGGAGCCAGCCGAGAUCAAAGAGGAGCCCACCGAAGGCGAUGGUCGGGAGAUGGCCUUUGAGUUUCUGGACGGCGUCAACGAGGUCAAGUUCGAGCGCCUGGUCAAGGAGGAGAAGCUGAAGACGCCCUACAAGCGACGCCACUCGCACACUCCGCCCAGCAACGAGAACAGCCGCUCCAACAGUCCAAACAGCAGCAACUCCUCGGCCAACGGGGAUGCAGCUGCACCCAAAGGUGGCAAUAACCAGCGCCCCAGGAACCAAAACAAAUCCAGCAGCUUCCGGGGCCACAAGGAGGAGAAGCGGGUGCGCCACAAUAGCUACACAUCCUCCACCUCGUCCUCCUCCUCCUACACCGAAGCCGAUCCCGCUGUCCUGGCCCGUCGUCAGAAGCAAAUAGAUUACGGCAAGAAUACGGCUGCCUACGAGCGCUACUCGGACAUGGUGCCAAAGUCUGAGCGGGCUCGCGAACAUCCGCGUACCCCGAAUAAGUACGGAAAGUACAGCCGCCGUGCCUUCGAUGGUCUCGUGAAGAUCUGGCGCAAGAGCCUCCACUUCUACGAUCCACCCACCCAGCCAAAUGCCACGGCCAAGAACGACAGCAAUUCGGACUCGGAUUCGGACUAAAAUCUUGUUAUCGGGCCGGGCUACAUUUUUCAAAUAUAACUUGGGGGUCUACCUACUUAUUAUCAGUCUAAGUACAAAUUCAAGCUAACUAAAACUAUGAAUCAAAUACGCAUUUUCAAGUUGCAAGGCCGUGUGCGGAAAAUUGUUACCACAGAUGUUUUGUUGAAUAAAAUGGCGUCUUACA
This is a messenger RNA of Drosophila subpulchrella, 1183 nucleotides long. It is a transcript of the gene Slbp, whose product is annotated as histone RNA hairpin-binding protein. Gene Ontology annotation, molecular function: mRNA binding; histone pre-mRNA stem-loop binding. Lineage: Eukaryota; Metazoa; Arthropoda; Insecta; Diptera; Drosophilidae. The record is from RefSeq and is a predicted model, not a curated record. Gene Ontology annotation, biological process: mRNA transport; mRNA 3'-end processing by stem-loop binding and cleavage. The transcript has 2 exons. Gene Ontology annotation, cellular component: cytoplasm; histone pre-mRNA 3'end processing complex. Bases 166 to 999 code for a protein of 277 amino acids.